AUGCACUACAAAAUCUUACUUGAAAUUUGUAUAAAGGAGAUUAAUGCAAGUGGAAAACCAGGAAUUGCCUUUGGAGCUAAGAGAUGGGAAGUUGAUAAUGUUAAAUAUGCAAGAUUUCGACAUCAAGGACUAGAAUUUUGGGAGGAAUUGGAAAUUAUCUUUGGGGAAAUAGUGGCAACAAGUCAACAUGCAUGGACCCCAGCAAUGAGUGUACCAAUUGAAGAUAGUGCCAUAAAUAUCACUCUAACUAUUCCAGAGGAAAUUGCUGAAUAUGAGGAUGAAGAAUCCAAUCCUGAUGAAAAUGCUAGCCCUAUAGUAAAUAACCAAUUGAAGAGGAAACAAAUGGCAUCAGAAGCAAUGACUAAAAAAAUGGCAAAUGGUAAACAAAAGAGUGGGAUUGCAGGAAGCAUGCUAAAAACAUUAGAGAGAAUGACCAAUGCAACAGAGAGUCAUAAUGCAGUUGAAGCGGCUGAAAUGUCACAAACAUCUGAAAUUAGUGGGAAAUGGUAA
Messenger RNA from Gastrolobium bilobum, 510 nucleotides. RefSeq lists its product as uncharacterized. NCBI's taxonomy places the organism in Eukaryota, Viridiplantae, Streptophyta, Magnoliopsida, Fabales, Fabaceae. The coding region runs from base 1 to 510 and encodes 169 amino acids. The transcript has 2 exons. The record is from RefSeq and is a predicted model, not a curated record.